Messenger RNA from Clunio marinus, 267 nucleotides. The record is from the annotation of a GenBank genome assembly. NCBI's taxonomy places the organism in Eukaryota, Metazoa, Arthropoda, Insecta, Diptera, Chironomidae.
AUGGAUUCAAGUCCAGAACAAAUGCAUUCUCAGGGAAGCAGUAGCAGUGACUGCGACGGGGAAAUGAUCAAUAUGGAAGAUCAUCGCCAAAAUGCAUAUUUUCAACUUGCAUUUGGUGAAAUGUCUUCAAUUGUGAAAUUUUCAAUAAAUUCACAGAAAUUAUCAGAAAAAAUAAACAAGACGUUUUCAUUACAAGACAUUAUUUCUUUAAUGGUUCAUGAGAUCGUUACUAAAAUGGAGAAAGAAAGCGACAAUCCAAGUGAUUAA